ACCAGCCGGGCACCUCGCCUCUUCCAUCUGACCAACUCUCCGGCUGUUCUGUCGUUGCUGUUCCCUGCCGUUCUUUCCUCUUCUCUCCUUCCCCAUUGUUGGCUGGUUUGCUUGCAGUCAACCAGAGACGGAUUUUCUCCUACUCACAGCUCAGGAAACGACUUUUCACGUUUGAAGUUGACUUGGGUUGAAGACGAUGUUGCCUCGCCUUCUCCUUGCAAUCGUCCCACUACUGGGCAUUGCUUUGGCUCAGGAUGGUAGUAUCUCUGGGCCUACCUCCUCUCCGGAAGCAGCGGGCUACUCAUGUGACUCCAGCAAAUGCAAACUUCCCGAUUGUAACUGUGCCAGUACAGACCCCCCUGGAGGUUUGAAGCCGGAGGACGUCCCACAAUUUAUCGUGUACACAGCAGAUGAUGCCGUCCAGUCGUAUACCCUCGACUCUGUCAACCAGUUCUUGGCUCGCCGCAAGAAUCCGAACGGCUGUUCAAUCAAGAUGACCUACUACACGUCGCUUAACUACACGAAUUAUACUCUAGUCACGGACUGGUAUGUUGCUGGCAAUGAGAUUGCUGACCACACUAUGACCCACGUGGGCGAUCCUCCGGUCGACGAAAUCAACGGCAAUCUUAUCGCUCUCAACGCUCUGGCUGGCAUUCCCAUGUCGUCUAUCAAAGGCUUCCGUGCUCCUUAUUUGGCCUACAGUGUAAAUACUUUGAAGCGGAUUAAGGAUGCAGGCUUCACCUAUGACUCCUCCGCAUCUGCCUCGAUUCCAGUCACCGACUCAAACACGGAUGCGUUUUGGCCGUACUCCCUCGACAAUGGAAUGGCAAAUGACUGUCUAGCUGUUGAGGGAAUAUGCAAGGGCGAGCCUAAACUUCCUGGUCUCUGGGAAAUUCCAAUGUACGCUCUCUUCGACAAAAGAGGACCCGAAGGGGUGCAUCUGAUGGACCCUUGGCUCGACAACGCAAACGGCGAGAACGCAGUUAAUGAUUCUGCUACAUUGGAGUACAUGAAGAGCACGUUCACGGACCACUAUAACAACAAACGUCAACCUUUCGGCUUAUAUACCCAUCCUAUCCACACAGCGCCAAACUACCCCGGCGUUCCUCCCCUCAAUUCUACUAUCAACAUGAUUAAUCAAUUCCUGGACUGGGCUCAAAACCAACAGAAUGUGUGGAUUGUCUCCAGUGAACAAUUGCUGGACUGGGUGCAACAUCCUGUUCCCAUCUCUCAGUUGGAUCAAGUGCAGUCACUCAAGUGUUCCACACCUCAAGUCGAUUCUUCCAAGAAGAUCUGCAAUGGUAUCCCACAGAACGAAGAGGGCCUGCUUUCUCACUGCGCUUUCCCAGAUUUCCCAUUCUACACUUGCUAUGGAUGCCCCCAGGAAGCGCCCACUCCUAGCAACCCGAACCCGUCUCAGCAAGUCCCUGACGGACAACAGGCUCGUAUCCGCCUCCCUGCAAACUGUUCCACGCCAUUCUGGGAUCCCAUCGCAGGGGAGUGUAUCUGCACGGCCUCUACAUGCGCCUUUUCAGACAACUCCAGACCCAUCGGAGUAAGUUUGAAUUCAAAUUGUUCUCAUGAUGACCUUGUGACUUUUGCUGACGGACUUCUAGCCGAACGGCGCGAACCUCACUGGCGGCGGAACCGGUGCCGACAGUGCCCAAGCCUCUCAAUCAAGCAACCCCUACGUUCCCUUCAAUGGAAGCGGUGCCCUUAAAUCUCUCCCCAGCGGUGUCCUGCCUGCUAUCAUAUUUGGUGCCGUGGGUGCUCUCAUCGGCGUGCUAGGUAUCGCCGCUCAUCUCUAGAGGCCCUUUGCAUAUACUAUUAUCAGCACGGACUUGGUCGUUCAGACAUUAUCUCAUAUUUGAUGGACUCUCGCAGCUCCAAUCUUUCGUUUUGCAAACACCUUCUUUCUCUACAUAGUGUCCUGUAAUAUCCCUAUCGCUUGGAGUAAUGCGUAAUGCCUCAAUGUUGAGUAUUCAAUUCUCAACUCUCAGUCAACUGUUGGCAAUGAAGCGACCCUUGUCAGAUCAUCAACUAUCAAUUCAAUGAAUGAUCGAUCGAGUA
Messenger RNA from Somion occarium, 2070 nucleotides. NCBI's taxonomy places the organism in Eukaryota, Fungi, Basidiomycota, Agaricomycetes, Polyporales, Cerrenaceae. The record is from the annotation of a GenBank genome assembly.